Molecule: messenger RNA, 516 nt
Organism: Owenia fusiformis
Lineage: Eukaryota; Metazoa; Annelida; Polychaeta; Sabellida; Oweniidae
Source: the annotation of a GenBank genome assembly
UGUAGAUAGUGAAAUUUUUCUCAACACUGAUCAUAAAUUAAUACAAUUCAGUAUAGGGGAACUUCCUAAAGCAGAAUGUAAGGAAUAUUGGGAUUUCAAAGGUGCAAACUGGAACGCUUUUACCCAUGAAUGUAAUAACCUAUUUUCAAUAUAUCUUACAGCAAGCAACCAGGAAGGGCACUCUAGUGAAUCCACAGUAGAUGCAGACUACAGGGAAAUCUGCAGACUCAUACAGUUAGCCUCUGAGACCACUCUAAAUAAGAAGAGGGUAAACAAGCAUAGUAAGGGAUGGUGGUGCAGGGAACUAACGAGCAUGGUUAAAACUUUAAGAAAAGCGAAAAGAAAGUUAAAUGCUCGGUACGACCCUGCUAACUACCAAGCCUAUGUAAAAAGUGUAGACAAAUUUCAAGAAUUGACUGAAAGCUAUAAAAAUAGCUAUUGGGCAAGAAUGUUCAGCCAACUUGAUAGAAAUGGUAAUGACAAUGCCCUUUGGAGGAUUGUCAAUAGGUAUAAUUC